AUGCUCGUCAACCUAACAAUGAAAAAACAACAUCCCGUUACGCAAGAUCCAACCGGAGACCCAGGUACCUCGGAGCCGCCAGUCGACCUGUACGUGCCGCCUUAUGGACGUACCGAGGCAGAACUUAACUGGUCCGCCGUUCAACCAUACCUGCAGAGCCGUGGAUACAUGUUGCGACCUCGAUAUCAUCCGGGUUGGGUAGGAUCAUGGGUCGGGACGAAGAAAAAACCGGAGAAGUGUGUUGAUAGCAUCGGAAUCAGCGAGCAUGGUGUUGUGAUAAAUGCGAUACGAAUGCGAGAUGGAGCACCAGUUCUCCUCAAAAUUUGGUCGUCGACGUCCGCGCAAGAUGGGAACGAAUUGGCGGUCCUCCAAUAUUUCUCUGAUCCUGCACGCUCGGGCGAUCCCGACAAUCGCUGUGUUCCGCUGCUUGACACGAUAGACAUGACGGAGUGGCAAGAAAGGGGGGUUGAUUACGUAUUGGCGUUCGAGGUGGGUGGCGAUGCUUUCGUUGCGAACCCGGAUUUUGAGCGCUUCCUUCAGGGCCUGGCAUACAUGCACUCUCACAACGUUUUUCAUGGAGAUAUACACCCGGGUAAUAUCAGGAUGGACGCGAAGAACGUGUUUCCGAAAGGCAUUCCUGGGCCGUACAACUUCCAUCCGGACCAUCCUCUCCUGAUGAAACAAGCGAAACGGUUCAAUACGAUGCAGGCACCGCCAAAAUACUAUUACAUUGACUUUGGCUCGAGUACUAUGUUCCCCAGCUAUGAAGAGAGAAAGCUUGUCCAGUUCAACGCGGCGGCGUUCAUACCACCUGAGUGCAAGAAUGACGCCGAUGCACUGUAUGACGGAUUCAAGGCAGACAUAUUGCAACUUGGAGCUACCAUCACGAUUCUAAUAAGGGCAUGCGACCGACCAGAACUUAACUGGGUCAUAUAUGCGCUCCUUUCGCGCAUGCUGAAGAGAGAUCCAGAAGAGCGUCCACCGAUCGAGGCGUUGGCCACAGCCUUUCGGGAAGUUCUGCGGGAUAUGUCUAACCGAGAGAUGCGGCAAAGAUUGAGCUGGACCAAAAAAGCUAGCCCACCAUUUCCACUGAAAGUUCGAUAUUGGUUCGACUAUCUUGGGCUGUGGUGGCAGUCUUUCCGCUACGGUCUCCCUGACGAUAUUCUGCUCAACGACCCGAGCGAAUUAACCCCGACCCGCCCGACCCGUCGCCAAGCUGCGAACACCGCUGACCGGGAAGCGAAACAAAGAUUAGGCUGUAUCAGAGAAACUCGCACUGGAAGCUCUGCAAGCCCGACAUCGAAUAGACUCUCUUAG
This is a messenger RNA of Dacryopinax primogenitus, 1317 nucleotides long. RefSeq lists its product as uncharacterized. Lineage: Eukaryota; Fungi; Basidiomycota; Dacrymycetes; Dacrymycetales; Dacrymycetaceae. Gene Ontology annotation, molecular function: ATP binding; protein serine/threonine kinase activity. The coding region runs from base 1 to 1317 and encodes 438 amino acids. Gene Ontology annotation, cellular component: cytoplasm. The record is from RefSeq and is a predicted model, not a curated record. The transcript has 5 exons. Gene Ontology annotation, biological process: intracellular signal transduction; protein phosphorylation.